CUACGUGUCUGGUGAAAAAUAACCCAAAUUAGGAUGUAUUUUUUAGUUUGUAGGAAAGUUAUAGAGUUCACAAACUAUGGUACAUAUCUGAAUAUUGAUCAAUCCUGAAGUACUGGCGGCCAAUCUAAUUUCUUGAGGUCCAAGAAUGUCAGAAUAGUACAGAUAUCCCCCAGAUGACCCCUUUUUGCAGAGUAGACAGUCCGACGUACUUCAUAAGAGGCAUGGCGAGUUUUUUGAAGUUGUAUUUUUUUGUCAAAAUUUUUUGGAAAAUGAAAAAUAUUUUUUUUUACAUACUGUCACCA
Staurois parvus is the source of this 302-nucleotide messenger RNA. The record is from the annotation of a GenBank genome assembly. Lineage: Eukaryota; Metazoa; Chordata; Amphibia; Anura; Ranidae.